GGCUGGUUGAGAAUUACCCCUCGAAGCCUGUAUUGAGUGACGGACUGAGUAUUAUUUUGUUUGCUUGUAUGAUUCCUACCCAAACCACCGACACAAACACAAACAACCCUCUUCCUAGUAACCUGCGCUCUCAGACACGCAGUCUUACAUUCAUACCUCCGUUCAAUUCUGACAUCACAUUUGAAUUGAUUCAACAAGUCUCGCUGUGUCGGCGAGAUACCUAGUGGGCGAUCAUGUCACAAUCCCUACUUUUGCUCCCUCAACACCCCGCACCGGCUACACCUUCAACGCUCAGUGCUGCAUACUCUUCAUCAUUGUCGGCGGUACUUUCAAGUCUUAAAACUUCAUCCUCGAGUACCAAGCUUAUAAUUGCACUUGCCUCGUCAAGUUUCAAGGAUCGGUUGAAGGAGCCAAGAUCUCAAAUUUACAAUGAGGUGGAGACGCUGCUGGGUGGUUUAUACAGCUUGAUCUGUUCUAUAUGUGCUAAGGAAGAUGUCGACAUCACAUCCAAGUUGCCUGGCGCUGUGGAUUGUCGCAUUGUUCUAUUGGAUUAUGACUCGACACGCUUUUCCACCGACAAGAAUUCUGGGCGUGAUGCCAGUCUUGGGGUGUUGGCUGGCGGCCCUAUUGUUGGACUUCCUCUCUUCGCAAGUACCCGACGCCAAUGGAGCAAAUUAUUUUCAGUGCAAGGCGAGGAAGGGCAGAAUUUGCUUCGAGACUUUUUACAUUUCGCAAAUGGGAUUAGCCCUCCUUUACGUGCCGAAUUUCAAAUGGUCAGUGGUGGAGUGAGCAUGAUUCAACAUGCUUCACAGUCUGUACAACCAAAUUCUUCUGCCUCCCAUACUGUUGUAGCAGUUGGUGGCACGUUUGAUCAUCUUCAUGCGGGCCACAAACUUUUGCUUACAGCUACGGCACUUUUAUUACAACCAGCUGCCAGCGUUCAGGACCCCUCCCGGAGAUUGAUUAUCGGUAUCACAGGGGACGAAUUGCUGAAGAAUAAAAAAUAUGCGGAUCACUUACAGAGUUGGGAAGAACGGCAAAACGACGUUGUUGAAUUCCUCAUCUCGAUUCUUUCUUUCACGCAGACUAGUCAGGAGGAAGCAAUUCAAACAGUUCCAUUGACAACUUCAAAUGGCCGGGCAACACAUACGAAACUCAAUGCUCGCUCGAUCACUAUUGAGUGUGCUGAAAUUCAAGAUGCUUUUGGGCCAACUAUUACUGAUGAGUCUGUUACCGCACUUGUUGUGUCUGGAGAAACUAGAUCGGGCGGACAAGCAGUGAAUGACAAAAGAGUUGAGAAGGGCUGGAAGGCACUGGAGGUUUAUGAAGUCGAUGUGCUCGAUGCGCAAGCUGAUCUUGAGACCACUCCUAAAUCAGACUUUGCUACAAAAAUCAGUAGUACUGCAAUAAGAAAGCAGAUGGCGGAUCGCGCCCGGACAUCGUCACUCUAAUCAAAACUUCACCUCGCGAAACCACACUCUGCAAAGAUAGCCCAACUUGGCCGGGGCCUAUAUUAAGGAGAAUGAUGGACACAGUACUAUCGUUGUCAGGAAUAAGGUUGUAGAGUGAUGUUUUCCGUGCAGAAUUUCUCGACCCAAUAUCGAGCCUGCUGCGCCGUCACAAUAUGCACGUCAUUUGCAGAAAUACAGAGUUCAUGCACAAGAAUCACCAUCCUACAGGGUUUAUCGUCUCAUCUCUUCCCGCUUCACUUUGUCUGGAACGUAGCUCUCAAUAUUGAUUCAACGUAUUAAUGGCGUCUGGGUAUCGAUACCCACGACUACUACCUUAUAGUACCACUUCCAUGAUUCAACAACGCCUAGAAACCAUGCUAACGAGGGACUCUCCAAUCAAGAAACCGGAUGGAACAUCCAAUGGACUCUAUUUUAUCAAGCCCCGGAGAAUUAUAUAAUGAAAGCUGGUCCUUCAGACAUCUCUCCUCGUGUGGUGCAAUUGAGUUGAGUUAUGCGGGGACUCUUGAAUUAAGCGCCCAUCAUCCAAUCAUAUUUCUCUCACAAAUGCAAAGGUUCACAGAUGCAUAGGUUCAAAUGAAUUCAAGCCGUUUUCCAAUAAUUGUGGAAGGAUUUAUCCACACUAAAAAGAACAAACCAACGUUUCUCCUGGACUAGGUUUAUUAUCGAAUAUAAAUUCAAUUCGACCAAAAUAGUUGAGAGUUGCAUUCACUUGCCUUCAGUUACAUUCUACAAUAACAAGCCGUUCGUUCUCA
This is a messenger RNA of Botrytis cinerea B05.10, 2224 nucleotides long. RefSeq names its product Bccab4 (gene Bccab4). The record is from RefSeq and is a predicted model, not a curated record. Gene Ontology annotation, biological process: coenzyme A biosynthetic process. The transcript has a single exon. Bases 234 to 1451 code for a protein of 405 amino acids. Gene Ontology annotation, molecular function: dephospho-CoA kinase activity. NCBI's taxonomy places the organism in Eukaryota, Fungi, Ascomycota, Leotiomycetes, Helotiales, Sclerotiniaceae.